GCUGUGACGCUCUAGUCGACGCCCAUAUAUUCAUCAGUUGUUCAGCGUUGUUUCACACACUACCAAGCCAGUAGUUUUUAAACUGUUACUGUUAGGUAAUAUAUAAUUUUACUGUGUCUUGACGUUAACUAUUACCAAAAAAUGGGUGAAUUUCAAAAUGGUCUCUUCGGUUGUUUUGGAAACAUCGGCAUGUGUAUAUUCACAUACGUUGUGCCAUGCUACACUCAGGGAAAACUAGCCGAAUCCGUUGGGGAUGACUGUCUUCUCUGUGGUCUUGCUCUUCUCGUUCCAUUAGUGAACAUCUACGCCCGUGUAACUACUCGACAGAAAGUGAGGGAAAAUAAAGGCAUCGAAGGAGGUAUAGUUGGCGAUCUGUUUGCUGUAUGUUGCUGUGCUAUUUGUGCACUAGUCCAAGAAGCCCAGGAGAUGCAGGUCCAGACACCACUCGGAGCAGGGGAAUCAAUUGCACGUACAUAGGUGUGUGUGUUUUUUUGUUUGCUUUUCAAUAUUUACCCGUCAGCGUUGCAAAAAAUGCCGAAUAUUGGAUUACGAGUUGGGAGAUUUGGCAAGUGUUCAAAUGAUGAAGUUCACAUCAACAAUUAAUUUUUAUGCCACGUAUAUAGAGCAUUCUACUAUAAUAAAAAUAUUCGCCUAAACGUACAUUGUUGCA
Messenger RNA from Anneissia japonica, 670 nucleotides. RefSeq names its product cell number regulator 10-like. The transcript has a single exon. NCBI's taxonomy places the organism in Eukaryota, Metazoa, Echinodermata, Crinoidea, Comatulida, Comatulidae. The coding region runs from base 142 to 477 and encodes 111 amino acids. The record is from RefSeq and is a predicted model, not a curated record.